Molecule: messenger RNA, 318 nt
Organism: Staurois parvus
Lineage: Eukaryota; Metazoa; Chordata; Amphibia; Anura; Ranidae
Source: the annotation of a GenBank genome assembly
AUGUAUGUGAAAUGGUUUGAUACAGGAAUGUUAUACUAUGUGAUUUUAGUGUAUUGAGUGAAUGUCACUUUUUGUCAUUUUCAAAUUUCCCGCCAGUUCUGUCCCCGUACGUCCCGACGUCGCAGGGAACGGAACCCAGAAGACAGAUGCCGGCAACGGCCGGGAGGACAUUACAGGGGACACUGCAGGAGGGACAUCGCAGGAGCGCAGGACAAGGUAAGUGAUCGAGGGAUCGCAGAGCAACGCCACAUGGUAAGCCCGAGUGUAGCUCGGGUUUACCGCUUGUGCUACACUCGGGAAUACCGCCAGGGAGGCUAC